CCGCCGGUCUCCUCAGGGCUGAGGGACGGUAUCGGCCAUGGUGGGCGGGCGGCUGGGCGCGGCGGGAGAGCUGCUCCGCGAGCUGCUGGUUGAGGAGGCCCCGCCCCGCAUCGCGGCCCUCAUUGAGGAGCUGUUCCGGGCGGCGGGGGCCCUCGGCGAGGCGGACGGCGGCGCGGCGGAGGUUGAAGAGGGUGCAAUAAGCCUGUGGAACUGGGCUGUAACCAAACACACGGGUUCUGUCAUCAGCGAUGAACAAAGAGCUAAAUUGAGAUUUGUUGCUUGCAGGCUGGUGCACCUUUGUGAAGGCAGUGAUCCUCCAGAGGGAACCAUUCGGAGGCAGAUUUUGAUGUCGAUGAAAACUGGAAAAGGGUGGAUAGAUAUUGGCAAAGCUGAUGUUGCUGAUGAAUUCUUAGAGAUUGCCAUGAAUAGCAUAGAAAAGCUGUCUGCAAAAUUACGCAAGGAGGGCGAUGGUGAAGCAGAUAUUCAUGUGUGCAGAGCUGAUGUGGAGAAGGACCUCUUCAAAGUGCUCUCUUAUCAGGCUGAAUCAGCAGUUGCUCAGGGGGAUUUUCAGAAAGCAACGCAAUGCGUGCAGCGCUGCAGGGACAUGUUGGUGAGGCUGCCGAGAGAGACCCGUUACCUGGCAAUCCUCUGUUACAACUUCGGAGUGGAAACCUAUGACUGUAGGAAGUAUGAGCAGAGCUCCGUUUGGCUCAGCCAGAGUUACGACAUUGGGAAGAUGGACGUGAAGAAUUCUGUUGGGAAAGAGAUGCAGGCAAAAGCGCUGCGCUUGUUAGCAACUGCCUAUUUCGAGUGGGAUUGCAGCCUGCAUCUUGACAAGGCACUGAAGGCUAUCGACUUGGCAAACAAGGAGAAUUUGCAUCCAGCAGGGUUUUUUCUGAAAGUUAAAAUUCUUCUUAAAAGUGGAGCAUCAGAUGAAGACAUCAGCUCAGCUGUUGCAGAAUUCCAGCACCAUGAGAUGUCUUUAGACUUUUGUUUGAAUACUGCCAAGCUGCUGCUGGAGCAUGGAAGGGAAUCAGUUGGCUUUGAUUUCCUGAAAUCUGUUGCUGAACGAUUUGAAGCUUCACCUGACUUUGGAAAAGUCACCCUGCUCUACAUCGAGUUCUUGUUGCAGAAUAAGAGGGAGCUGCUUGCUAAGCAAAAGGUUGAAGAAAUUAUUAUAGGUCACUACACUGGGAAACAGCUGCUGCCUGAAACCUUGAACCGACUGCACAUCAUCCUGUGGGACACAGCUGCCAAACAUUAUGAGGCAAAAAGCUAUUCUGAAGCUCUUAACUGGUACAACUAUUCUGUCAGCUUCUAUACACCUGGGCAGAUAGAUCAGAAUCUGGCUAAGUUGCAGAGAAAUAUGGCUUCUUGCUAUCUUCAUCUGAAACAAAUUGACAAGGCUAAAGAGGCAGUUAAAGAAGCAGAAAGGUGUGAUCCAAACAGCAUCUUUACUCAGUUCAGCAUCUAUAAGAUUGCAGUGAUGGAGAAUGACACUGAUAAAGCUGUGGAAGCAAUUAUUGAAAUGGGGAAGCUAGCUGAAAAGCCAUCUCAACAUGAAGACAAGCUGGUAGUGGAUGAAAGUAUGAGCAGUAACCUCCUGAGUUUGGCUGCCCAAAUUGCUUUAGAGCAUGAUCAACAAGUUGUGGCUAUCAGAGCUCUGGAGCACCUGUCUGAACGUUCCCAAGACUGCCGACAAGUAUUUGCAGCUUUAAAAUGUUUGGUUCGUCUUACGUUGUCAAAAGUAGAAAAAGAAGAGAAAAGAGAUGAAGACCUCAAGUCGAUGCUGACUUAUCUGACCUUGGCUCACCAGAAACUUGCUGAGCCUUUCACAGAGGAGAAUUUGACAAGAGAUGUAAGGACUUCAGAAGCCCACUGGUUUAGAAAAGUUGCCUGGAACUUAGCUGUGCAGCUCAAGGACUGCCCUGCAAAGAUGAGGGAUUUUUUUGUCCUGUCUUUCAAGUUAUCCCAGUUCUGUCCCUCUGACAAGGCUGUUCUAAUUGCUCAGAAGACAUGCUUGUUAAUGGCAGCUGCAAUUGAUCUGGAGCUGGGGAGACAAGAAGUAACACUUUCUGAGCAGGUGGAGUUUUGGAAUCAGGCUCUCCAACAUCUCCAGGCGUGCAGAGAGAUAUGGAAAGUUCUGAAAUUAACGGGAGAUUUUUCUAAAGACCCAACAGACACUUUGUUGCUGCUCUAUGAAUUUGAAGCAAGAUCCAAGCUUAAUGAUCCAGCACUCAAUAACUUCAUGGAGUCACUGUGGGAGCAACCACACAUAGAGAUCAAGACACUAGAAAUCAUUGCAUCAUUAGCCAUGGAACCUCCAGCUCGGUAUCCUGUGCUGUGUAAGAAAGCUCUGAAGAGUGCCCUGAGCCUUUACAGAAAGCAAACUACCACUGAUGCUGUGAAAUUUAGCAACUGCUUGCAUAGUUUGAUUAAUCUUUCUUUGCCAACUGGAGUGACAGACUUGGAUGCCUGUGUGCUGCAGGAGGUGUGGGGCUACUUUGAAGAUGCUCUGAAUGUAGUCAGCAGCUCAGAUAGUUAUCCGGAGAUGGAGAUCCUUUGGUUGAUGACAAGAGCCUGGAACACAGGGAUAUUUCAGUAUACUGUUGGUAAAUAUCAGGAAGCAGAGCAGUGGUGUGGAUUAGGAAUGCGUUUCCUCAAUCAUUUAGGAUCACUGAAGAAAAGCUACGAGGGACAUAUGGUCGGCCUUUAUAGUGAGGUUCUGGAUAAAUUGGACAGAGUAAAAGAGUGUCUUCCAAAUGAAGAAUAAUGAUAAGCACAACUGCAGGAAAGGAGGACAGCAGUUGGAAGCAUCCUGCUGGAGGAAGGAGGCUGUUAGCUCUACGAGGGCACAGGAGCAGUGGGAAGAAAACCAGAAUCUCCCUCUUGUUGGCUAUUAAGUUAUGUGUUGAUUGAAUUUGUGUUAUUGUUUCCCUCUAGGAGAAUUUCAUUCUGUGGAGCUGUGUAGCAGAAAUAAAUACGUAAGUUUCUCUUGAGAUGGUUCUGCUGUUGUGUCACGGGUUAAUUGAAGUACCUGAUUUUAGUAGUAAGUGGCACUGUGAGCCAUGGAAGUAUUCCAGUACCAGGCAUCUCCUUGGGAUGCCACAGCUGCCGUGCUGCAUAAAUAUUUAUCAGAUGGUUUCGUUUUCAGUCCAUCUCAGUGGGGACAAGAAUUCAGAGCUGUUUGCCAUGAUGGCAGUUCAGAACAGAAAAGAGCAGGUGCUACCCAGCUCGCAGAAGAAAGCCACAGCUUUUGCUAUGUACUGCUUUUUUUUAUGGACUGCUGGCUGCAACAGUCAGAGCUCAGCAUGAAGUGCCCCCAGAUCCACAUAAAAACACAGGCUGGUAAAUGGAUGCAUCCAGCUACAGCUGGAUCACCUGAAGUGAUACAUCCCAUCUGAACCUCAGCCUGGAUAAGGGAUGAUGGAGUGAGGUUAAGAGAUCUUAGAUCGUAGUUCUGUGCAACCUCUGCUGUUUAAUCAGCAGCUUCAGAAGUCAGAAAAUAAAUGGUCUGAGUGUUAUUUUCAGUACUGCACUCCAUGACAUAUCUUGGUGUCCCCCUCCAGGGCAUAAAUCUUGGCUGCACUGAGUGCAUAUGAGCACAAGGUCAGAGUGUGUGUAGCUUCUGAUGUGCUCAGUCCUUUGGAAGAAAGUAACACUGCCUGGGAUGGGAGAAAGGGGCAGUGCACUGCAAUGAAGGCUUUGGAGUGCUGAGUUCUGUGGGGUGUAGCAGCUAAAGGUGUUUAUUAUAGGAGCUUAAACAAAAAAAAAACCAACACAAAGCCACCCAAAAAGCUGAUGGGGUGCUUGAACAAAAACCACAGGUUCAGGGUAUCAGUGCCUCUUGAGAAGGUGAGGUGGGUAGCUGUCAUAGCUAGCACGUGCACACUGAUUGCUUUUCAGUUUGGGGAGUAAGAAGCCAUAAUGCACAACCAAGUACAUAUGGAAGAUUCUGUCUUUUGUGUGAUGAGCCAUGCAUACAUUUGUGUGAUCUGUAACUGGGCGUGUGUGCUAUGGGGAUUCUUCUGCUGUUUCUGUAAGGGGAAAUUGAAGAUGUGAGGGGCACUGCACCUACUGGCAUUUAGGGUCCUCAUGUUUGCUUACCAGCGAGCUAGAAGUGUUUUGCUGCUUGAGAUUGAGAUCUCUGCAAGCAGCUGUUUUCAGCUCUUUAAUGCACAACGUGCUGUCUGUCAGAGAAAGACCUCUGAACCCCUCAAAAGCCAGGCCUCAGCAGUGGCACUGAAUUCUGCUGCAGUCCCAGUGUUGGAGGCAUACACUGCAUUCCCUGUACCUGGCCACCAUGGAUGCCAUACAGUUCAGGUAAUCCUUGCUGCUGGUGCAUCUCUGCACUGCCUCUAAUGAUGCCCUCAGCUCUGACUUGCACAGACAGGUGAGGAGGUCGUUGUGUGCCCAGUGAGUGUGGUAGGUAAUUGCAUACAGCCACUGGAAGAUAGCAAGCAUUUCAUGUGUUUUUGCCCACAGCCAGAACUGUGUGAUCGUUUUUAUUAACAGCUCAGUUUGCUUUCUCUCAUGCUACAGAUUUCAGCAGAAUGGACUUGCUGGUAACAGUACUUCUUAACUCUUUGCUGCUCAUCUUUUGCAUUGUGCAUUUUAUUGCAGGCUUCAUAUUUACCAUAGCUUUUAAAUAGAGCAAGAGUUCCUCUCCAGGUUGAAUCAGACCUUAAUGAGCUGGAUUCCCAGUUUAUUUUACCUAUUCCCAACAGGUAGUUUGUGUGCAAACACCCUUCUUUGCAGGCUGUUUGCUGGUGUAGAUGCAGGCUGGUCUGUGCAGUGGGUGUCUUACUAGGCUGAGUGUUGCAUUGUAGUCCCAUUAGGGAUAGAGGGAAAAAUAAACUCAGUGCUGUUUGCUCCUCA
This is a messenger RNA of Lagopus leucura (white-tailed ptarmigan), 4878 nucleotides long. RefSeq names its product testis expressed 11 (gene TEX11). Gene Ontology annotation, cellular component: central element. Gene Ontology annotation, molecular function: protein binding. The transcript has 29 exons. NCBI's taxonomy places the organism in Eukaryota, Metazoa, Chordata, Aves, Galliformes, Phasianidae. The coding region runs from base 38 to 2773 and encodes 911 amino acids. The record is from RefSeq and is a predicted model, not a curated record. Gene Ontology annotation, biological process: meiotic cell cycle; synaptonemal complex assembly; reciprocal meiotic recombination.